GCCCCUGCUGUUAUAGAUGGAACGCGCUGCAAUUCCGAUUCCCUGGAUAUCUGUAUCAAUGGAGAAUGCAAGCAUGUAGGUUGUGAUAACAUUUUGGGCUCAGAUGCCAAAGAAGACAGGUGCCGAGUAUGUGGGGGAGACGGAAGCACUUGUGAAGCCAUAGAGGGAUUCUUCAAUGAUUCACUUCCCAGAGGAGGCUACAUGGAAGUCGUUCAAAUUCCACGAGGUUCAGUUCAUAUUGAAAUUAAAGAAGUUGCCAUGUCUAAGAACUACAUCGCUCUCAAAUCUGAUUCAGAUGACUAUUUUAUAAAUGGUGCCUGGACAAUAGACUGGCCAAGAAAAUUUGAUGUCGCUGGAACAGCAUUUCAUUACAAACGCCCAACUGAUGAACCUGAA
Molecule: messenger RNA, 396 nt
Organism: Staurois parvus
Lineage: Eukaryota; Metazoa; Chordata; Amphibia; Anura; Ranidae
Source: the annotation of a GenBank genome assembly